Molecule: messenger RNA, 1560 nt
Organism: Lachancea meyersii CBS 8951
Lineage: Eukaryota; Fungi; Ascomycota; Saccharomycetes; Saccharomycetales; Saccharomycetaceae
Source: the annotation of a GenBank genome assembly
AUGAAAUCUGUUUUGGGCCUAAAAUUGCCAAGUUUCGCCUCGGAAACGAAGUCAGAGAAAGCUUUCAAAAAGGUCGGGUCAAGUAUCAGCAACGCAGAUGCAGAGGGUGAAUUUUGCGAGCCACUGAAGCCUUUGCUAAUUUUGCUAGAUUGUCAAAGACGCAAGUCUUAUCUUUCAUGGACUGACGGCAAAAACCUGCUACUGCAGGUUGGAAGCCAGUCGGAAGUGCUCCCGGUCACAAGUGUUGCACUUCGUGGUACAGAGCUACAAGUGGUGGUGGAACCAGAUGCCAACGAAUACGACAAUUGCGUAGUGCUAGAUGUGGCUAACGGAGUUUCUCCCAUGAGCUGGAGAUUGGAGCAGACGUCGCUGGUCUUGAAUGGGGGUGCGUUGACGCUAUGGUGCAGGUCUCUGGAGGCUCAGGCACAACUGCGUGUGCUGUACGGCAUGUGUAUGCUCGCGAGGUUCGAGUACAUUUCGCUGUACAAAGCUUUGACUGCCACGGUCAUCUCGACACAUGGCAGCCGGAUUUCCGACAUUUCAGCCGUGUUGCUUGCGCAACAUAGCUACAAAGAUUGGUGCUACAUCAGCAUUGACGGAGAAUGGGUCAAGGCGUGGUGCCAUGUCGACCGUAGCCCCAAGCGCCCAGGCUCUCGCGAUGGGCGCCAUCAAAUCAAGUUUUACCGCGACGAUAAGUCUCUGACUGCCAAAAACCUUUUGUGUUUUAUUCCAGAUUGUGGCGAGGUCGAGGAUCUAUUUUUCGUAGAAGACCAGAAUCCUAAUGUGUCCAAGAGUGCUCCCAUCGAUGGAUUCGGAGACCUCCAUUUUCAAACCCAUGUCAAGGGGGUGCGUAAUGAUUCUGACUCCUUCGAAAGUUCAUUGGAAGCGCUUCUGUCGAGGCUGACCACGCUUCGCGUUAUAGGGGACGUGUAUUGGCCAAGUGAAGGAGCGGAUUCGAGCGGUGGUAAAACCUCAAUUUUGGGGGGAGGUUCUUUGUCACCAAAAAAGGUUCGCCGUAACACAAUUUCGUCCAUUCCAGACCCAUCUACCGGUAGUUAUACGCAACACAAACGGUCAAUAUCUUCCGUGUCCAUGAGUUCGUCCGUGCAUCAUCCUCAGGUUAGUGAUUAUGACACUAAAACAUCCGAAAUCGUGAUAAAGCCUAUCCCACACAGCGGUGUUCAUCAUUUGGAGUCGCUCAUUCGUUGUGCACUUCCCAUGAUGGCGUGUUUAAGCUUGUACGGCAGGCCCGUACAAUUCAUUAAUUCACGCGAGGACCCAAAUUCGCUGCUGUUUGGUCUCCCUCGACUUCCAGUUGUAGAUUUUUUUGCAGUGCAAGAAAUCCAGCCGUUGUUCGAGUACGUCGCUUCGACCGCUGGGGAUUCAGUCUCGCUGAACAAGACUCUGGCUGCUUACAAGUUGUUUCUCUCGCAACAACUUGCGAAUCCCCAUCGUGGCACCAGAGACUUCACAACGCUUGCGGACAUGGUCCGCACGGGGUCUGAUUUCUCGAUAUUCACAGAUUCGUCCGGUUCAGUGAGCAACUCACCUUUGAUAUAA